Messenger RNA from Fusarium oxysporum Fo47, 708 nucleotides. RefSeq names its product RGS domain-containing protein. The transcript is spliced from 2 exons. The record is from RefSeq and is a predicted model, not a curated record. Bases 1 to 708 code for a protein of 235 amino acids. Lineage: Eukaryota; Fungi; Ascomycota; Sordariomycetes; Hypocreales; Nectriaceae.
AUGUCGUUAUUACCCGAAAUCAUCUCUAAUUUAAACUCAGACCCUUCGAGAUUAAAUGAUUUUAUAGCCUAUCUUUCAAAAAAUCAUUGUCUAGAAACCCUUCAAUUCAUCCAAGAUGCCUCGAGAUACCGAGCAUGUUACGCAGAGAUAGAACUAUGGGAAGAUCUUCUAGGCACCUAUAUCCUUUCUAACGGAGAUCGCGAGGUCAACCUGCCCUGUGAAGUUAGGACCCGACUUCUUGGGUUGCGUUCUUCUUCAUUGCCUCCACAUCCAUCGGAACUGGAUCAUGCCAUCCAAAUUGUCCUUGAGCUCAUGGAGGACUCGAUCCUCCCUGGGUUCCUGAAGUCUUAUGAGUCGCUGGAUCAAUCGAGAGGUGGAGUGGUUGGUGGCUGGAGGGGACUUCUCGGCCGACUUCCACGGAGAGUUUCAACGCCCACAUCAGAAGGGGACCACGAGGAUUCUGUGUCGCGGUCUUCCAGUUCAAGAGAGGACGAUGAGGGCACUCAUUGUACACGCCGCUUCUUCUUAAAAGCCGCCCCCGCAUCACCUCGCAGGCAUCUUCUGCGGCCUCUAGAAGAGUUACUUGACCAUACUGUCUGCAGUGUCAGGAGUAUGAAAUGGUUCAAGGAGCCGCCAGAGAAAGAUGGAGCAGCAGGCACUGAGAUCGAUACCAAAGAUAAGGAGGUCAGCGCAAAGCUUCUGGAAUAA